UGUACAGUGUCGUUGAAUGUGACACAACUCGGUUGAGACGUACUGUGUUGGAUGCCAAGAAUAGUUUCGCCAUAAGUAAAUUAAACUUCGUUAUCUUUUGAAGGGUCUUUAUUUCAAUCAUGUCUGUGAAUUCUGUCCAUUGGUUUCGCAAAGGUUUGAGACUGCAUGAUAAUCCAGCGUUGCAAGAAGCAUUGGACGGUGCUGACACAGUGCGUUGUGUUUAUAUUUUGGACCCUUGGUUUGCUGGUUCUGCUAAUGUUGGACUGAAUCGAUGGAGAUUUCUAUUGGAAGCCUUGGAGGACCUCGACACGAGCCUCCGGAAACUAAAUUCGAGGCUCUUCGUAGUACGAGGCCAGCCCACAGACGUCUUUCCAAUACUUUUCAAGGAGUGGAAUGUCACCCGGCUGACCUUCGAGUACGACUCAGAGCCCUAUGGGACGGAGCGCGACGCCACCAUCCUGAAGAUGGCGCAGGACUUUGGCGUGGAGACGCGCGUCAGGAACUCCCACACGCUUUACAAACUGGCCAGGAUCAUUGAGAUGAACAACAACAUGCCCCCGUUGACCUUCAAGCGCUUCCAGGCCAUCGUCCAGCGGCUGGAGCUGCCCAAGAAGCCCCUCCCCACUGUCACCCGGCAACAGAUGGACUGCUGCCAGACAUGCGUCGCUGCCAAUCACGACGAGCAUUACGGAGUGCCCUCCCUCGAGGAACUAGGUUUUAAGACUCACGGCUUGGGUCCUGCUGCGUGGAGGGGCGGGGAGACUGAGGCACUGGAGAGACUGAACAAUCACAUGGACAAAAAGGGCUGGAUGGUGAACUUGGAGCGUCCGAGAAUCAGUGUGUCUUCCCUGAUGGCCAGUCCCACAGGCCUGAGUCCCUACCUCCGUUUUGGCUGCCUCUCCUGUAGAACCCUCUACUACAGACUCAGAGAGCUCUACGUGAUGGCACAUAAGCACUGCACGCCACCGCUCUCGCUCUUCGCCCAGCUCCUGUGGCGGGAGUUCUUCUACACGGCUGCCACCAACAACCCCAAGUUCGACCGCAUGGAGGGAAACCCCAUCUGCGUGCAGAUCCCCUGGGACAACAACCCUGAGGUUCUGGCCAAGUGGGCCGAGGGGCAGACGGGCUUCCCUUGGAUCGACGCCAUAAUGACCCAGCUUAGGCAGGAGGGCUGGAUCCACCACCUGGCCAGACAUGCUGUAGCUUGCUUCCUCACCAGGGGGGACCUGUGGAUGAGCUGGGAGAGUGGUAUGAAGGUGUUUGAGGAGCUGCUCCUGGAUGCAGACUGGAGUGUGAAUGCAGGCAGCUGGAUGUGGCUCUCCUGCAGCUCCUUCUUCCAGCAGUUCUUCCACUGCUACUGUCCUGUUGGCUUCGGCCGGAGGAUAGACCCCAGAGGAGACUACAUCAGGAGGUAUAUCCCCAAGCUGAGGGACUACCCUAACCGGUACAUCCACGAGCCGUGGACGGCCCCAGACUCGGUGCAGAAGGCGGCUAACUGUGUGGUGGGCGUGGACUACCCCGGACCCAUGCUCAACCAUGCACAGAGGAGCCGCCUCAACAUAGAGAGGAUGAAACAGGUCUACAAUACGCUCUCCAACUACAAGGGCCUCAGUUUACUUGGCUCUGUCUCCACAAUACAGGAGGAGGAAGAUUCGGCAGUAAUGACUGACGGCUCACAGACUCACGGCAACAUCAGCGGAUCUCUAACCGGGGCCCUUGUGGUUCCAGACUCGUACUCGUCCUCUCACUCCGGACGGCGAGACUGGACGCCAGCGGGACCCUCGCCCCCGAGGAAGAGGGGCCACGGCCCCAACCUGCUGGAGCUAACAGAGUGGGGCACCCAGGCCAAGGUCCAUUGCUGCAGCUCAGCCCACGGGGGGAGCUCCGACAGCUCCCAGCAAUAACAGAUUGUUGAUGCACCUGUGACUCAACGCUGAUUGGAAGGAGAGCCCUCCACACACAGCCCUGCAUCAUUCCCUGUUUCGCCUCGUCCACGGGUCCAUCGACUGUCAGUAGCCACCGCCCAAACCUGCAAAAGCAACGCAGACAGCAAAACAAACCGCAGUUGUUAGUUAGAUCUGCAGUAAAACGAUGCCCACCAAUACCAUAUCAAGGUUUCAGUGAUAUAUAUAUAGGCUGUAGAUCCAGCUGUUGCACUCAGUACACGCUGACAUUUUCCUGCUGUGUUUUAUGUAGAAGAUCAGUAACUGUUUUUCUACUGACGAGAGCGUGAUCAGUUCACUCUCCGAGGUUUGUGUGUGUGGUUCUAUUCUGUGCUGGUGUGGUUUAGGGCUAAGGGAAGCCUCACCCUGUAGCCGUGUAUCUUUUGACACAUGGUAUGAAGGGAAUCCUAAGGGUAAUAUGUGACGCCCCUGUCGCGUGCCUCAGUUUGCACGUAGAGUAUUUCACUCACUUCCUCGUUUGUCAAAACAACUCCCUAUUAUGAACGUCCUCUGCUCUAGCUGUGUUCUCAUUGGCUAUGGUGUAAAAUGGUGUGCUGCGAUUGACCUCCAGCUCACCACAUAGGCCUACAGUAGUUCACAUAAGAUGUGGUGUCAGGGGGCAUCGGGCUGGCGUGUGAGGUUAGGGCAGGGCUUCCCAAACUAUAGAGAUGUGGUGUCAGGGGGCAUCGGGCUGGCGUGUGAGGUUAGGGCAGGGCUUCCCAAACUAUAGAGAUGUGGUGUCAGAGGGCAUCGGGCUGGCGUGUGAGGUUAGGGCAGGGCUUCCCAAACUAUAGAGAUGUGGUGUCAGGGGGCAUCAGGUUAGCAGCAUUUGCUUACUGGUCGCCCCAAAGGUGAGUGGAAGAACCUGUGAUGUCCUCACCAACGUGUCUCGAGGAGGAAAGGUUGGGAACACCUCGCGUGAGGGGCAUCUAUCUACUCUCUCCCUAUCUGCUAUGCCAUACUACUAGUGAUGUUACACCACACCAGUCACUGCUAGUUCUCCCCUGGGAUCCAAAGGUUGAUGUAGUGUUGAACUGUUAGUUUAUCCCUUCCAUCUCACCAAGGGUUUUCGUGGUUCUACCAACUUUUUCAAU
Coregonus clupeaformis (lake whitefish) is the source of this 3037-nucleotide messenger RNA. RefSeq names its product cryptochrome-2. The record is from RefSeq and is a predicted model, not a curated record. Gene Ontology annotation, molecular function: DNA binding; FAD binding. Gene Ontology annotation, biological process: entrainment of circadian clock by photoperiod; circadian regulation of gene expression; negative regulation of DNA-templated transcription. The coding region runs from base 120 to 1904 and encodes 594 amino acids. The transcript has 12 exons. Gene Ontology annotation, cellular component: cytoplasm; nucleus. Lineage: Eukaryota; Metazoa; Chordata; Actinopteri; Salmoniformes; Salmonidae.